CCGCGCCCGUAUAUAAGCAUGGGGUUCUGCCGUAAGGAAAAUGAUGGUAUGUGUUGUCUCUCACUAGUAGAAGCAACGUUUGUGAAAUACUGACAACGUUUGAAAGUCACAGAGGAUAUCAAAAUGAAUAACAGAGCAGGUUCCUUUUUAUGGAAUCUCAGACAAUUUAGUACUUUAGUUCCAAAAAGCAAAACGGUGAGACUGUAUUCUUUGGGACUUUGCAGACAAAAAAUCAUUAAUUCAAGCUGGAAUCUAAGAAAUCUUCUGUUAAAUACCUGGGAUAGCAGCAGGCUGUCAUCUAUGAGGUAUCUUUUUCAGUAUGCCUUAAUAUUUGAAACAGAUGAUGAUUUUCAAACAAAGGGUAUACGAACUUUACCAGCCCGUUCAGCUGAGAGGCUUCUUUGUCCGAGAAAACUGUCGGUUGACUCAAAGCACUCUCUUGUCUCUGAUGAAGAAUUGAAGAAAAUAAAUCUGCAUCAAGAAACCGCUGAUAAAGAUGUUCUCCUUAAGGAAUCACGAUCAACCACUGUUACCAUUACAAAACUGUGUCAGGACUGUAAUUCCCUUAGUGAUGUGUUAGAUACAUUUUCAGAAGCACCUACAUUUCCUACUAGUAACUAUUUCUCAGCAAUGUGGACCAUUGCCAAAAGGAUGUCCAAUGACCAGAAGCGCUUUGAAAAACAACUGAUGUUUAACCACCCUGCGUUUAAACAGCUGUGUGAACAGAUGAUGAGAGAAGCCAAGAUCAUGCACUAUGACCAUCUGAUGUUCAGUUUUCAUGCUAUAGUGAGGCUUGGAAUCCCUCAGAACACUCUCUUGGUACAGACUUUGCUGAGGGUGGCCCAGGAACGUAUCAAUGAGUGUGAUGAGAAAUGUCUUUCAGUUCUGUCAACUGUUUUAGAGGCAAUGGAGCCAUGCAAGAAUGUGGACGUUCUUCGAGCAGGACUACGGAUCCUAGUUGAUCAUCAAGUUUGGAAUAUAGAACGCGUUUUUACAUUACAAGCUGUGAUGAAAUGUAUUGGGAAAGAUGCACCAGUUGCUCUUAAAAAGAAACUGGAGAUGAAAGCCUUGAGAGAAUUAGACAAAUUUUCUUUUUUGAAUAGCCAGCGCAUGUUUGAGGUACUGGCUGCCAUGAACUACCGUUCAGUUGUACUUCUGAAUGAAUGCAGUAAACUGGUCAUUGGUAAUAUCCAUGGGUGUCCUUUAAAAAUACUUCUCAACAUAUUGCAGUCUUGCAGAGACCUCCGAUACUAUAAUGUACAUCUUUUCAGAGGAAUAGCAGAUUAUGUGACUACAACUUUUGACAUUUGGAAGUUGAAGCAAGUUAUUUUUCUCCUCAUUUCAUUUGAAAACCUUGGCUUUCGACCUGUUGCUUUGAUGGAUUUGGUCAUGAAGAAAGUGGUAGAUGAGCCUGGCUUCCUAACCAUGAAAAAUGUCGUCUCCCUUCUCCAUGUGUACUCGUCUCUCAAUCAUUUCAACAAAUGCCAAACCCAGGCGUUCCUGGAAGUUAUGACUAAUGCUCUCACUGGUUAUCUUCAUCACAUCUCUUCUGAAAACCUGUUGAAUGCUGUGUGUUCAUUUUGCGCAAUGAAUCAUUUCCCCCUGGCUCCUAUUAAUCAACUUCUCAAAAAGGACAUCAUCAAGGAACUACUGAUGUCAGAUGACAUGGAGAGGAAUGUUCGGAUGCUUCGUAUAUUGGAUAAUUGUCUAAAACUUGGCGAGGUGCCUUAUCUCAAAGCCGUAGACCUAGAACUGCCACAGCUGCUGGCCUCACCCCUGCAUCUCAAUGUGAAGGUUGCCAGUGUGCUCAGUCACCUUCUGGGAGAAGGAUACUUCUCACAGAAUGUCCAGCUUCCCCACAGUUACCACAUUGAUUUUGAAAUCAGAAUGGACACUAACAAGAAUCAAGUGCUUUCAUUUUCUGACAUGGAUGUGGUCACUUCUGCUGCAAAUAUCCAAAGAGUAGCUGUACUAUGUGUUCCUAGAUCUGUCUACUGUUUGGAUUCCACCCACCCCCGAGGAUUCUUUGCUCUCAAAAUGAGGCAUUUGAAAGUUAUGGGUUUUCGUGUGAUCUUGGUCAAUAAUUGGGAGAUGGAAAAGCUAGAGAUGAAGGAUGCAGUCACAUUUUUGAAGACUGAAAUCUAUUCAUCUAAAACCUCUCCUACUGUUGACGCAAAUUUGCAAAGCACAUGUGAAAGUAAAAAGCAACCUUAGAAGACAUACACUUGUACAAAUAACUUUAAAAAAGACUUAGUUCAGUUGGUAAGAUUCACUUGACUACUCACCUAAGAAAGCUGUUACUUUGCUUCACUGCUAAAAUUAACUUUAAAAUUAGAAGAAAUGUAAUAUUCCAGAAGUUUCAUCUUUCCAACCACUUCUAUUCUCUGUAGUACCCAGAUAUUUGAUGAAUUAAAGAGCUACAGGUUUUACUUCUCA
Molecule: messenger RNA, 2436 nt
Organism: Condylura cristata (star-nosed mole)
Lineage: Eukaryota; Metazoa; Chordata; Mammalia; Eulipotyphla; Talpidae
Gene: FASTKD2
Product: FAST kinase domains 2
Exons: 12
Coding region: 124-2214 (696 amino acids)
Biological process (GO): regulation of mitochondrial mRNA stability; mitochondrial RNA processing
Cellular component (GO): mitochondrial matrix; ribonucleoprotein granule
Molecular function (GO): RNA binding
Source: RefSeq, a predicted model, not a curated record